CCCGCCGCACCAUCAUGUGACAUAGGGGCGUCACGUGACACGAGGACGAGCCGUCUCGUGCGGCUCAGCUAUGGCGGCGGCGCGGCCCAAGUCACCCCGAAGCCCACCACAUACUUUGGAAGAAACUAAUGUUUUAAAUGGAGAUUUUCUUCCAAAUGAAGUCGAUUUGGAAGACAAGAAGAAGAUACUUGUUUUGCCAAAAGCGGAAUGGGAAAGGAUUCAGGACAGUCUUAGCAGCAGACCUAGAGAAGUGGCACGAAUCCUUGCUGAGAAGAAAGAACGAGAAGAAAUGUGCUUACGCUCCAAAGCUGCUGUAAAAGACUGGCCCAAUACCUUUGCGAGCGUGACACAACAGAGACUGAAAGCCAAAAAAUUACGUGAUGAAAGGAAAGAGGAGGAAGAGAAGUUACUUGAUUUGGAAGAAGCACAGUUCCAGGCAGCAAAAAGGAAGGAGAUUAUUGAUAAAGCAAAAACCUACCUGUUCUACGAGAGCGAAAGAGUGAAAGGAUUGCAUAGUGCUCUUCUACUUGCUGAGGUCCUAAAAGAAAGAGAUGCUCAAAUUGAAUUUAAAAAGUUAAAGUCAGACGUUAACAAAAAGGAGGCUGAAGAAAAGGAACGUGACUAUAAAGAAGCUGUUCUCAGAGAGCAAGAAAAGGUACAUCAACGUUAUAUGAAUGAACAGGCACUACGCAGAGAUCAGAUGGAACAAAUAAAGGAGCACAAGCGUCAGGCAGAUCUGGUCAAGCUAGAAGACAAAAGAGAAGGGGAAGAACUACAGAGAUUGAACCAAUUGUACCAAUUGGAAAUUCAGAGAAGAAUGGAAAAAGAACAGGAGGAAAAGGUUGAACGCCGGAGGCUCUAUCAUGAGCAUGUAGCUGACCAGAAAAUAAUGAAAGCAAUAGAGGAACAGAAACAAAUGGAAGAAGAUGAUCGGAUUAAAGCUCAUUUUAAAGGAAAGGAAGCUAUUGCCAAGCUGGUAAAAGAGAAGGAAGCUGAAAUGCGUAGACUAACACAGGAAUAUCAGGACAAAAUUGUCAGCCAAUUAGCUGCACAAAUGAGUGAGGCAUUAAUGAAUGAAGAUGAUCGUCUUGCUAGAGACAUUGCAAAAAAAGAAGCUGAACAAGAAAAAACCCGCAAAGAGAAUGAAGCAAAAAGAAAGGCUGCUAUUGAAUCUGUUACUGAACACAGAGUCAUCAUGGUGAAAAUGAAAGAGGAAAAGGAGAAAGAAAGAAAAGCACAGGCUAAAAAAGAAAUCCAAGCGUUAAUGGAAGAUGACCGCAUCUACCUGGAAACGGAAAAAGCCAAGAAACAAAGACAACGUGACGCAAGCAUGGAAGUACAAAAAAUUCAGAUCCAGCAAAUGGCUGAAAAGCAGGCAAAAAAACAGCGGGAAAAGCAAGCAGACCUGGACUACAAUGCUCAGAAAGAGGCUACUGCACUUUGUAAUGAGCGUGAAUUUCAGAGCUACGCAAAGCAAAUAAUUGAAUCAGAAUCCAAGACUACACAUCAUCUUUAUCCUCUUCUUAAAGCAUCCAAAGAUACUAGUAAAGGACUUGGACACAGGCCGUUUUCCUGAGGAAGAGAAGGAAAAAAUGCUAGUCUUCAAGCACAGGAUGGUGCUGGGACCCAGUUACCUGGUACCCAGUUACCUGUACUACUGCUCAAGAAGUUUAAAAACAUGAAAUAAAGUUAAGACUAUGCAGCAAGGAAAGGUAGAAACAGUUUUCAUGUGGUUAAAAAAAUAUCUUUUUGAACCUUAUGGACAGACUUAAACAGUAAGUGAUCUACGUCAAAUAGACACUGGAUCUGGAAGUCCAUUUGGAAAAAAAUGAUUGCCAGAGAACCAGUUAUAGUCUGAAAAAGCCCCAGUGUGUGUUUAAUGAAAGUUAGUUUAAUGAACUUGAGACAAGAAUGCACGAUGUAUAAUUAACCAUCAAUGUAACCCAUUCUGGCCAAAAGUUUUUACUGUUAUAUUAUUUAUUGGUCUAAAAAUUCACCAUCAGGUUUUUCAGGUCUGGGAUAUGAAUUCCCAGGCAAAAGUUAAUAUUUUUCACUAGCCUGCUUCCAGUUAAGUAUUCGCCAUAAUAGGAAAGAACUGAACUGAAACAAGUCCAAGUGCAAGGUCCCACACCUGAGUCAGAGCAACCCAUGGCUUCAAGACAGGCUGGGUAACAACAUGAUUGAGAGCAGACCUGCGGAGAAGGAUGUGGGAGUGCUGGUUGGUGAGAAGCUGGACACCAGCAGCAAUGCACGCUUGCAGCCCAGGUGGCCAACCGUAUCCUGGGCUGCAUCAAAAGAAGUGUGGCCAGCAGGUCAAGGGAGGGGAUCCUUCCCCUCUGCACUCUGCUCUCCUGAGACCCCACCUGGAGGACUGUGUUCUGUUCUGGAAUCCCCAAUGUAAGAAGGAUAUGGAACUGCUGGAAUGGCUUUAGAAGAGGCCACAAAGAUGCUCAGAGGGCUGGAGCACCUCUGUUAUGACAACAAGCUGAGAGAGUUGGGGUUGUUCAGCCUGGAGAAGAGAAGGCUCCGAGGAGAUCUUGGAGCGACCUUCCAGUACCUAAAGGGGCUACAGGAAAGCUGAGGAGGGACAUUUUUUUACAAAGGCCUGUAGUGGUGGGACACUAGGGAAUGGCUUUAAAUCGGAAGGGGGAGCAGAUGCAGGGCAUGUGGGGGUGAGGCAGCCAAGGGGACCCCCACUCUGCGGCGUGGGCCAGCCAGCCUGUGACUACAGGACUCACUGCUUGUAAACCUUCAUUUGGGAUCCUCCUAGCAUUGUGGUCAGGCAGAAAACCUGCCUCUCCUUACCCUCCCUGUCUUCUGUGGCUCUUUUCUCCAGACUCAAAGUCAUCUGUUGCUGCCAACACUGUCCAUCCUAACAAACUGAAUAAGACAGUUUCUGUUCUAGAACAGAGAGCAAGUGGCUUGUCCCCCUAGGGCAAAACGCUAAGAACCUAAAAGGGGGGGAAAAAAAACAACAGCAAAAGCAAGCAGAUUUGGACUAUGAUGCUCGGAAAGAGGCUGGUUUUCAUAACGAUCAAGCAUUUUAGUAGUAAAGACAGUGAGUGAGGAGAACCAUUAUACAUUCUGAGGGCCUGAAAGGGUCAAAAGCAGAAUGAUGAAGCCAGAGGCCUUGAGAGCAGUAUUCUGUAGGGCCUGAAAGGGUUUAUAACAGAACACUGUGCUGAGAUCAAAAGCUGCUCCUCCUGGAAGGGAGGAUGUGGACACAGAGGUUCUUGGCAAUAUAAUGGGUUUCUCCCCAUUCCAGGGCCCAAGUUAAAUGUAUACACUCCAGGAACACCUGCAGAUUUAGUUAAGGAUGUUAUGUGAACUCUGGCCAGACAUGUAGACCCUUGUUUGUAGAACUUAUAGAGCCUGCUUUCUCACGACAAGAAUAGUAAUAAAGUAUGUAAAUAGUG
Molecule: messenger RNA, 3416 nt
Organism: Cuculus canorus (common cuckoo)
Lineage: Eukaryota; Metazoa; Chordata; Aves; Cuculiformes; Cuculidae
Gene: CFAP210
Product: cilia and flagella associated protein 210
Exons: 9
Coding region: 71-1576 (501 amino acids)
Source: RefSeq, a predicted model, not a curated record